AGCAUAAUGCAGGGUUAACAAUAAUACAAACAUGGCAGCGCAUCUGCAAAACAAAUUGAAUGAGGACCAGUGUCGUCGUGCCCUUAACAGGGCUCACAAGAAGAUCGUUACAGAGAUGGAUCCGGAUAUGGUUCUGGUUGCACUGAAAAAGUGUGGAUUUCUCAAGCAAGAGGAAUAUGAUGACUUGAUGAACCUUCUUACCAUACCAAUGAAAUGUCGCCUCCUAAUCAGUAAGAUCAGUCAGAGUGGCGACAAGGCGUACUAUGUUUUCAAGAAAAGCCUCAGUGAUACCAAACAUGACAGCUUGGUUAAAGAGCUGGAGGAAAAAGAGAAAGAGCUGAUAUACGAGAGUUCCAGAUAUAAAUCAUUGACAGAUGAGCGACUGCGAGUGCAGAAGAUUGAGGAGAUUAGGCGUGCCAGUUCCCAAGGGACAGGGAUGUCCGUGGAUGCUAAUGUAGAUCGAACCCCUUCAGAAAAGGAGUUAGUCGGUAUUGCAAACACAAUUGGCAAUGGAUGGGAAUUGUUAGCGGCAUGUCUGAACGUUUCUUCUGCAACAGUUGAUCAGAUUAAGGCAGAUUAUCAUCGACAUGUUGAACGUGUGUUUCAAAUGUUUCUGCUCUGGAGAAGACGUAAUACAUACAGUGCAACCCUUAGAAUGUUACUGAAGCACAUGCGAGAUUGUGAGGCAGUGGUGGUCGAUUGGGAAGGCUUGCGAACUUGUCUUGGAUUUGGAAUAGAAGUGAUUGAUGCCUUAAAUGACGGGGCACUAAACAGGAUCCAGGCUGCGUUUGGAGUUCCAAUCUUGAGAACACCGCAGCUCCAGGAACCAGCUUUGCAGAAUAGUGUGCUUCUUAAAUUAUGUCGCGAUGAAACUAUAACAAAAACAAUUAAGAAGGACCUUCACGACGGGCGACUCAUUGAGCUGAACAAGGAGAUAGUCGAUGAGUUGAGACAUCCGGAUGUCAGUUAUCUUAAUACGAAACUGAGAGGAGCGUUUGGUACGGUGUACAUCUCCAAAGAAAAUGUUCCGGCAUUCAACAUGAGAGUUGUCCUCAAGGAAAUCAAUCUGGAGAAGCAAGCAGGGAAUCUAACGCAAAAAUUGGGAUCAAUUACUAACGAAAAGAUUGCGUCCCGUUUGAUGCAUUUUGGAAUUGUACCUCUGCUAGCAUAUUUCGAUGACCACAAGAAUGAGAAGUACUACUUCGUAUCACCAUAUUUCGAAAAUGGCGACUUGUUUCAUGCCAUAAAAGAGGACAAUGACAGAUUGUUUAAAAAGAUUGAUAUCAAAAUGAAUUGGGAAAAAAGAUUGAAAAUUAUGUACCAGAUCGCAUGCGCAAUAGACUAUAUGCACUCGGGUAAUAAAUUCAGAGGUAAAAUAUUACACAUGGACAUUAAAUCCAACAACAUUGUUCUGGAUGCCGAGUUCAAUGCGAGGUUGAUUGACUUUGGACUGGCGAGAGAGUUGAAAGAAGGCGAUGAGUCCUUGUUGAUGACCGUCACUACUGUAGGGACUCCUGGAUACUAUCCAACUGUUCAACACAAUCUUCUCACGAAGCAGCACGAUUAUCACAACUUCGGAGUUGUUAUGCUCGAGCUGAUAACCGGUGUAGAUCCUACCGAACACGAAUAUGGGAUACCGUUAAGAAAAUGGCACAAAAGUCUUGUUUUGGAAAAAAAACUGGAAACAGUUUGGAAUGUGCAUGGUGUUUUAGAAAAAGCUGUUGAUCUAGCGAUCAGAUGUAUUGAAAGCAUAGAUACCAAAAACUCUUCCGGGCUAACAUCAACACAAAUAGCAGCAGAAUUACAGCGGAAGUGCAUAAGGAACUCAGUUGAGAUAUGGGAAGCCAUACCGGGGGACAAUUGUGAAAUCUGUCUGGUGAACAAAUCAAUUACAGUUGGAUUUGAUAGACGCGACCCUGAUUUGGAAUGUAAAACUGCAUGUACUAAAAGAAUCCGUACGUGUUGUUCAUGUAUGAGGAACUCGUUUAUCAAUCCAGUCAAAUGUCACACAUGUGGAAGUACAAUCGAACCCUUCUUCAAUUCCAAAUGGGGUGCUAUUUUAGUAGCUGGAUAUGAUAAACAGUUUGGUAAAGUAUUUGAAGGCGAUAUCAACAAAUUUAGAGAAGUUAUAACAUCGAAGUUUCUGCCGGCAAUGUGUUUGAAUCCAGAAAAUGUGAUAGUUAUUCUGGGAGAACAAGAUAGUCCAUCCUUCAAGGACAAAUUAAACGAAUCGUUCGAACAGCUGCGCCAAAAGGAUAUCAAGACACUGCUUUUUGUUUAUUCGGGACACAACACGGAAGCCGGUGGUCUUGCUGUUAGAGAAAAUGAGUGUUAUACAAUUGAUGAACUAAGCAAGAAAGUAAAUACUUGGAAAGAAGAAUGCGCAUCCUUCGAAAAGCUGAUAACUAUUUUGGACUGUUGUCAUGCGAAGAAACUGAAUGUAAUCGAUUCUUUAAAGAUGAUUCAACUGAAUGCGACCGACCAGUAUACUGAAGCAGUUGCAAGCCGUAAAGACGGAAGCAACUUCAUACAGUAUAUUAUACAGGUAUUCACAGCAAGUGCUAAUGGAGGAAAAUGCAAGUUUAAUGGAUGCAACUGUAUGAGCAACCUCGAUGAAGAUUUUAUUACUCUUGAUGAUUUUCUCCGUUGUUUGAAGGAUCAUGUUAGAAAUAAACAUUUGAAUGAAAAAAAAGAGUAUGCAUAUGCAGAACCACAUACAAAUAUGCAAAAUAUUGACAGGAAGGAUACUGUAUUAGCAUAUAACUACAACUUUGCAGUCGAGAUACAGUUUUCUUUAGAGUGGCCUGGAUUACCCGAACCAAGGACAAUAUCGGUGUUUCCAAAAGACUUAGAAAAAUUUGAAGGUCUGAAAACACAUUUAGCUGCCGAAGUUAUAAGUGAGUGUUACCGCUUUCGUAUCGCUUAUGAUGUUAAGGCACGUUUUCUUUUUUCACAUUAG
Messenger RNA from Dreissena polymorpha, 2959 nucleotides. RefSeq lists its product as uncharacterized. Gene Ontology annotation, biological process: regulation of apoptotic process; proteolysis; protein phosphorylation. Gene Ontology annotation, molecular function: protein kinase activity; cysteine-type endopeptidase activity; protein binding. Gene Ontology annotation, cellular component: plasma membrane. NCBI's taxonomy places the organism in Eukaryota, Metazoa, Mollusca, Bivalvia, Myida, Dreissenidae. Bases 32 to 2959 code for a protein of 975 amino acids. The transcript is spliced from 16 exons. The record is from RefSeq and is a predicted model, not a curated record.